Messenger RNA from Chlorella variabilis, 396 nucleotides. Its product is annotated as expressed protein. The transcript has 5 exons. The record is from RefSeq and is a predicted model, not a curated record. The coding region runs from base 1 to 396 and encodes 131 amino acids. Lineage: Eukaryota; Viridiplantae; Chlorophyta; Trebouxiophyceae; Chlorellales; Chlorellaceae.
AUGCUGCCGCCUUCAGACAGUGAAGACGAGGACAGCGAGUCCAGCGGCGGCGAGGAGGAGAAGCCCAAGGUGGCGAUGGUCCAGAACCCCAAGGCCGGGCAGAUGCCAACAGACUCUGAGGAGGAUAGCGAGGAGGAGAGCAGCAGCGAGGAGGAGGCGAUUCCGCAGCGGCCCGCGCCCGCGGCGGUGCCGCGGCGCAAGAAGGGCGAGGAGGAGCUGGAUCCAGAGCAGAUGCGCCUGGACAUGGAGCGGCUGGCGCUGAUCAGGAAGAAGCGGGAGGAGGACCGGCUGAAGCGCAUCGCGGAGGAGGGCUUCGACCGCUUUGCCCCGCCAGGGUCUGAGGGCACCGGCCGGCCGCUGCCCAAAGACCACCCGUCUGUGAAGAGUAACGAGUAG